Messenger RNA from Diprion similis, 2908 nucleotides. RefSeq lists its product as uncharacterized. The coding region runs from base 278 to 2545 and encodes 755 amino acids. Lineage: Eukaryota; Metazoa; Arthropoda; Insecta; Hymenoptera; Diprionidae. The record is from RefSeq and is a predicted model, not a curated record. The transcript has 6 exons.
UCCAAGAUGGCAGCGUUGAUUUUGAUUAGUCGCAUUUCGAGGCCGUGCUAGUAACAGCAUCAGCAUUAGGAGGAGCAAAAACAGCGGCACAUCAGGAUCGGUAUUAGUUAAAUUUUCUAAUUUCCUUGUAGAGAUGAAACGUCUCGUUGUUACGUGCGAAAUUUAAUUUGAUUUGCGACUCAUCCUUCGUUUGUCGACAAAAGUGACCAGUAAACAAUUGAAAAACGACGACAAAUCACCGCAGUUUAUAAACAGAGAGACAACAAUAACGACAACGAUGGAAAAAAGACCAGGGGAUAGUCGACGAGAUCAAACGUCUCAACAAAAAUCAGGUCACAGCGGCAACAGUACCAGUAACAGCAGCAACAGCACCGCCGGAAUCAAUAGCAACAGUUCCGGAAUCAGCAGCAACAGCACCGGACUCAGCAGCAUCACUGUCAACGGGAACAGCAGUAACUCGCGUAAUCAUUAUCAUCAUCACCAUCAUGCUAAAAAGAGUAAACGACGAGGCAGUAAAAAGGGAAAUGGAAACUUGCCUCAGCCAGGUGAACUUGGGCAUUGCGUUGAUUCGCGUCAACAACAGGGACAGCAGCAGCAAUUCAAUUCACAACAAAAAGGCUACGUCUCUGUGCCUUCGAAUUCGGCAGCUCAGUUGGAGUACGGUAAAAUUUAUUGGCAACAGUCGCCGGUCCAGCAACAAUUACUCGCUACUCAAAACGGUCAGCGACUCUUCACAGCUGUUUCGGAUCCGACGGUUUGCGGCUAUUCACCGAUGCCUCUGACCUACGCAAUGGAGCCUGUUUCUUUGCCACCCAUGUAUCAGCUUUAUCAGCCUGUGCCGAGGCCUAGUUAUCACAGCUACCGAGGCAGGCCGCGGCACAAUCAUGCUCAGGGUGCAUCUGGGAUCUCAGGAGGCAAAAUUCCCAUGCCGUUCAACUAUGGCAACGGAUACGCCAACCUGCACGAGAAUAACGUCGGCUAUUCUACAGGCAUCGGCUAUCAAAAUGGGGACUACGCCAGCCUGCCGCCUGCCGCUAAUAUCGAAAAUGGUGUAACUGCUCAGGAACUAGGGUGCGAACAUAGGAGGUACUCUGAUCCUGGACUCGGACCUCUUCAAAUACCUAAAAUCGGCAAGAGCGAUGACUCGGAGUCAAUGGAUAGCGCCAGUUCUGUUACUACUAUCGAAAGAAGUAGUAAACUUGUUCUUUCGCUUAUCGAGCAGGUGACGGCUUUGAAGGGAAGCAAUAGUCAGCUUUUUAGAGAACUUCAUCAAACCAAAGCCGAGCUAGAAACGGUCAAAAUGGAAUUGAACAGAUUAAAACAAAGCAGUUUCGCCGAUUAUCAACCCGGAAUGUUAUCAGAUAUCGUCAGGGAGAUGAGAGAGGCGGCAAAAGUACGCGAGGAAUCGUUAAUAUCAAAGGUAAAAUCAAUGAUGAACGAAAAGCAGCCCUUUUCAUCGAUCCCUGAUACGGCGACGACGGAAUUGGAUGAGUUGAAGAAUCAAUUAGCGCGGAUCACUGACGAGAAGACAGAGACUGAAGUCCGACUUGCCAAAGUUGAGCAGGAAUUAGCUGCACUUAAAUCAAGCGCAAACGACGAGGGUCAGGAGAUAGUCGCCCUCGAAGAAGAGACGCUGGCCUUGCGUCGGGAGCUCCAGGAGGCGAGGGCGUCGAGAAAUAAGGCCCAAAAUCAGGCAUCAAAGUGCGUAGUAAAAAACGCCGAAGUAGCUGCCGCUUCUCCAAGGCCUGUCACGCCUGACAACCAUCACGUCACCAAAACAAAAACCAAAACCACCACCACCACCACCACCACCACCACCGCCAUGCAUAAUUAUACCACAGUAACACAGCCAUCGCAAUUACCGCAACACGCUGCAGUCAUAAUCAGUAACACCGAUCACGUAAUCGCACCUCUACCGUCCCAGUCAAAAGAUACCGAUACCGAUCCCGAUACCGAUCCCGUUACCGAUUUCUCUCCGAUCGCUUCGAAAUCCUGCGAAAAUACUCCCCCGAGUAUCGAGAACGCUUUGUCAAAGUUUAAACCGGUUUUCGAUGAAGAAAUCGGCGCCGAUUUUCCAUUUUUUAAUCAUGAGAUCGAUGAUAAUCGAUAUCGCGAAUCGGUGGAAAAAAAUUAUUGUACGAACGACGAUCGGGAGGAGAAAAUAUUGGACAAAAAUCAUUUCACAACUUCAACUUCAACCCCUAUGAAGACUGACGGUUCUUGCAAUAACGAUUCCGCAGUAACGAAUAACGCGAUACGCGAUGUUUUUGACAAGUGUAUCCGGGAUUUUAACGAUCAGGAAUUUUUCAACAACGAAACGGAUGAUCGCAAAUCACCGGAUAUUAUCGAAUUGAAGGAAAUGCAAGCGAAAAAUUUCAACGCCAAUGACUGCAUCGACGAUAUACCGGAAGUUGCCGUCGUCGAUGGGAAAUCCUUCGGGCGUCUUAAUAUCGUUAAGAAACCGGCGUGCUCCGUUAGAAUUAUUAAUUCCAAAGGCCUCAAACCUCCACCGACAAAGGCAACUUACACCACUGCUUAUAUAUAGAAAAAUAGGAAAAUUGGGCAUUUCGUUAUUGUUAGAUACGAUUUAGUCCGAUCAUCGAAUUCCGGAUUUUUCACAAAUCAAUUGAAAAUCUACGAAAAUUGUGAACCAACAUUUUACUUAGAUACUUCUUUUCUAACGAUAAGGAAAUUUUUUAAUUCCCGUUAGUGACAUUUUUUUAAAUUUUUCCCAAAAAAAAAAAAAAAAAAAAAAAUCAAACGCAGGGAAAAUUCUUAUCUGUUGAUGUUUGUUUUUUUUUUUCUAGCUUUAUUCAUACCGUAAAAAAUUGACACAUCGUUCAAGAAACGAUGCAGACUUUCAACUUUCGGUUAAUUUGUUUAAAAUUUUAUCGAAAUUGGAGUCCCC